UCCGCCCGAAGCUUGUCGACACUCGAACCAUCCCAUCCACUACAACGCACGCAAAUUGUUCCGCGCGUGAUGGACGAACUGGCGCAAACGGUGCUUAUGCACCUCAAGCGCUCCAGCACACCUGUCGAUGCCAAACUCACCAAAUUCAACGAACUCAAAAGCAACAUCAAGCAUCAGCGGGUGCCUGAAGCUGCCCAACCGAUUAUUUUCGACUGCAUAAAGUUCGCCAUUGGGAGUCAGACGUCCUCGUCCCUUAUCUCGUCGGGAUUCUCCGCGCUAGGUCAUCUCAUAAAACGACUCACUCUGCAAAAUCAGGACAGCGCCAUCUCUUCGAAUGCGGGAAGACUCUUUCCGGCUCUUUUGGAUCGCCUGGGCGACGCAAGAGAAAGCCACAGGAAUGCUGCUAGCCAGACGAUACAGGAGCUCGAGCCGUAUUGUGCGAUUGAUGUCGAAAGACUGAUACGCGAUACUGCACUUGUCGGGACGAAUGCUCGCGCGAAAGAGGCCGGUAUGCAGUGGGUGGUUAAGAUGAGCCAGAACGGAUUGGCUUUCAAGACUUAUGUCCCCAAGUUGGUAGCAAAUCUUGAAGACCCAGACGGUGGCGUAAGAGACGUGGCUAAAACGUCCAUAGUAGAGCUUUUCCGGGAUGCUCCUGAUCAUGCAAAGUCGGAUUUGAAGAAACAGAUGUCAAAGUUCGCGGUACGAUCAUCAAUUGUCUCCGGAAUAGUAGCUCAGCUGGGCAUGGGCGGCCAGGCCGAGCCUGCGGAACUACAUGCCUCCACAGCUUCGGUGGCAACCCAUUCCUCACAUUCUUCUUCUAUAUACAGCCAUUUACAGCCCGAUACUGGAAUCGCGGAGACUCUAAUGUCGGCCUCGGUGACGUCAGAGGCACCAUCAACCUCAUCUGAUUAUCAAAUGGAGCCAGCAUACGCCCACACACAAAGAGAGCUGGAAGAUAUGUUUCGCUCAAUGGCUCCGUGCUUCGAGGGGAAAGAGUCCGAAGGCAACUGGAUGCAAAGAGACAAGAACGUCAUGCAAAUUCGGAGGCUGAACAAGGGCAAUUCUCCAUCAGACUACCUGCCUACUUUCCUCGCUGGGGUGAAGAGCUUGCUAGACGGUAUAUUGAAAGUGGCCAACUCACUAAGAACUACGAUGUCCACAAAUGGUUGUCAAUGUAUCCAGGAGUUGGCGAAAACCCUUGGUCCGGCAAUGGACAACAUGGUUGAGAUACUUCUUCAAUCCUUUAUCAAGAUGACCGCUGCCACCAAGAAGAUCGCUGCCAACAACGCUAACACUACCGUCGAUGUCCUGUUCCAAAAUGUGUCAUACAAUAACAGAAAUUUGCAGCAUGUCUGGCAGGCCUGUCAAGACAAGAACGUACAACCGAGGAACUUUGCUUCCGGCUGGUUGAAGACUAUCAUUAAGAAGCAUGCACCGCACAGGUCAGUCUUUGAACACGCUGGUGGACUUGAAACUGUCGAGAAUUGUCUGAAAAAGGGGCUUCAAGAUCCAACGCCAGCUGUUCGGGAAGGAAUGAGAGCAACAUACUGGAUCUUCGCGCCUGUCUGGCCAAGCAAAGCGGUGGCUCUCAAAGACGGGCUUGAGAAGAAAUACAAGGACGCGCUCGAGAAAGACCCCCGGAAUCCCAAUGCACCAGCAAGCGCUAAUCAGAGCGCGAGUUUCUCGAAGUCUGUUGGUCCAUCAGGGUCAAGGCCAAAUAUAAGGGACGCUAUAGCUCAGCAAAGAAAAGCAGCAGCACAAAAACUUAAUGCUCCAGAUCGCCCGAAUUCUGCAAUGUCUACAUUCUCUCCCGCCAAGGUUUCAAGUAAAGGUCCAGAUCGGACGCCCUCCUCCCUUUCCAAUUCACGCACGGCACGAACAACCUCGACGAAUUCCUCAUCCAGUACCAAUACUCGUCCUGCAAAUCGUUCACAGACCACAGCUACUGCGACACCUGGUGCAAGCGGAGCAUCUGGUCUUAUGUCUGCUCCCAUGAGACGGCCACGUCCACCUCCACGACCUGCCACAGCAGAUCCUUACGCCAGCCGCAGAAUCAAAGACACUGACACACCGAACCUAAGUCCGACCGCAACACCCAUCAGGGAUACGACUACGAAGAAAUCUGCAAAUACAAAAAGCGCGAUCCGACCGCGAACUCCGGCUAACACGAACCGUCCAAGUCCAACUACAAGCCCGAGUAAAGUGAAAGCGAAAGUUGAUUCAGGCCUGAGACGCAAAGUUCCUAAUACUGAGAGCCCUCAACGCCACCACGGCAGCAGCCAAAACGCUAGCCCCUCAAAGGUCGACGAGGAGAUGACUCUGGUACUACCUCAUGGCAAGAUGCCCGCUUCGGUGGCUCGCAAGCGCAUGGAAAAGCCCAUGUCGAUGGACACAGGUUUGAUGCGGGCCGAGGAAGAGGAGCUCACUAUAGUAAAGUCAGAUAUGAUGAGUCAUGGGUCGAGACUGGGUACACCAGGGACUAUGGCCUCACCGAGAGGUCCAUACGCGCAGCUGAACUUCGGUAGUCCUGCAUCUUCGUCUCGCACCCCGAGGCGCAGGUCACCCGAAAGAAAUACCGAGAAAGAGCAAGAAGAAGUGAAGGUGUACGAAGAUCCGUUCAUUGGACAUGAGGAUGCACCUAUGACGGAAGACGAGAAGCCGGUCCUUGAGGAACUCCAACUCAACGAGGCAAAUAUCGAGCGAAGUCUCGACAAUGCGACUGCAAUGGAAGAUCUGAGUAACGGUCACGUUAGCAACCCGAAACCGAUCUUGACGGAGCAAGAUCGCGCCGAGGUCAUGCGAUCGCGCCGUCUUCUCGUCAGCGGUAUUGAACGAAUUCAUAACCGCAAUCUUGAUGCACAUGGCUUUCGGAGACUUCAGGAGCUUGUCAAGUCAAAUCUUGACAUCUGGGGCGAAAGCAAGUUUUCAGAGCUCAUGCUUGGCCUCCUUGAUUUUUUGGAAACGCCAGUUGAGAAUCUGAAAAGUGAACCAUUGAAAGCACAAAAUCUUAAGACUCAGGCUCUCGCCGCAGCGAGAGCAAUGCUCACUUUGCACAAAGCAGAAGCCCGACCUUACCAUCCAAGAGCGCUCAAAUCCGUGCUCAGGGCACGCAUGGCCUUUGAGGCAACCGCUCAUAUUACUGCCGAACUCCAGCGAACAGCUGACGAUAUAGUCCGGGCCAGUCUAUCGCCAGAGCUUCUCGACUCCGUCCUUGACUUUGCCGAUUCGACGGCCGAAGCGUCCAAAUCACCAGAAAAUGAGGUGCCUGGAGGUCUUAGUCCGCCCCUCGCUCCGUCAGAGUUUCCAUCUCGCGCGCUGACUGCUGCUCUUUCAACGAUCAGUCAGAUUCUCAUUCUCUCUGCACAACCAGCACCGCGACCAAAAUCGCCGGUCAAGUCUGCGUCUCGUUCACCCUCGAAACCUGCACCUCGCCUCACACUAUCCUACACACAAACGCAGCGACUCGGGCAUACUGCAGUUCGAUUCCUCGCUGAUGCAGAGCCGGAUGUGCGCAAAGCAAAUCUGGAAUUUUGUGUUGCACUACAUGAAUGGUUCUUGAAUGGCGCUGGCGUUGGAGGACUCAGUGGUGCAAGCGAGAAGGAGCGCGAAGAGGCAUUCUGGAAGAUCCUAGGCUUGCACAAGGACGGGGAUGGCAAGGAGAAGAAUGGGGUUAGAGACCAAAGCCUGAACCUGAUCACGUACUAUCUGGCGAGGAGGAGUAGGACGUGACCUAACGUGGAACUGUGGAAGAUUGAUUUGAGAACUAGCAUAGCGAUGCGAGCGAGCGAGCGAAUAUUGUGGACUGCACGUUCUCUUUGUAAGAAGAUGUUUGAUGAGCGGCUGAUGAUUUGAGAGAUGUCUGAACAAUUGUAGCGCUGUCUCCAUUCAUGUAUACAACUCUUCACAGAAUAUGCCUGACGGUAUUGCUGAUCGUGAUGGCGCGUGGUGAAGGGCGUUCUCGAAUGUAUUAUAUUCUAGGAUCUGUAAAACGGAUCUGAUCUGAUCGUUGAUUCAACUUUACUUUAAUAACGCCGAGCU
This is a messenger RNA of Pseudovirgaria hyperparasitica, 4038 nucleotides long. RefSeq lists its product as uncharacterized. The record is from RefSeq and is a predicted model, not a curated record. The coding region runs from base 70 to 3729 and encodes 1219 amino acids. Gene Ontology annotation, molecular function: microtubule binding. Gene Ontology annotation, biological process: astral microtubule depolymerization; mitotic spindle assembly. NCBI's taxonomy places the organism in Eukaryota, Fungi, Ascomycota, Dothideomycetes, Acrospermales, Acrospermaceae. Gene Ontology annotation, cellular component: cytoplasmic microtubule; microtubule organizing center; mitotic spindle midzone. The transcript is spliced from 3 exons.